AUUUGAAAUCCGAUGGGAUGCUGAUAUAACCGUGAGAGUCAAUGAGGCAAGCGCAAGCACGCUGGCGGAACGUAAGAUGCGGGUGUAGACAGACACAGAUUUGAUUGUCCAGAUUUUGUAUUGUUGUCGACUUGCUUUCAGUUGUCCUUCUCCUCACUCCGAGCUUUUACGUCUUGGAGUCCUUUGCGUCUCUUCAUUGCCGGGCAGCGGGUGCAUGUCUGCCUCGCGAUACUCUCUCCCCCAGCCCCCCAAUGACUUCAGGCUCCCGAGUCUCAAGAGUCUGAAUUUCGAGUAUCAGCGCGACCAGGAAAUUUCGAAUGCGACGACUAUACCGACCAGUGCUCCGACAAUCCCGCAUAACGCUUCCAGGCAGCAGGAGGUCGGACGAGGGAGGCUUGCCGGCCAUGCCCAAGGGGGAGGACACGUUCAGUGGACGUCGAGACCACCUCAGCACCAGCUGGGUCCUAGCACACAGCAGCCUUCGCCUCCACCAAAUGAUGUAAAUCGUCGUGUGGUAAAUCCACAUCCUCAAGCGCACCAAGGUCCCUAUUCUGCUCGACCUCCCAUACACGAAUCUGCCUCUUCGCCGUCGGGAUCGGGAUCGGGGUCAAAUUAUGGCGCGGUGCCUGUUUCAGUCCCGCAGCAUGUUCCACCGACGCACCCGUCGCAUUCUCAGCAACCCCAGAGGACGACGCAUCCCAGCGCAAAUGGGAAGAGGACGAGCAAGUCGGGGCGGAGCUCUCAGCAGACCCAACAGCCGUAUCCACCCUCGUCAUCCUCCUCGUCUCCCUUCUAUACUCAGCAGCAGCAACAGCAGCAGCAGCCUAGCCAGCCGGUUUACCAGGGUCCGCCACCGACCCACUCUUAUCCAGUCCACUAUCCCCCCGCUCUCCACGGAAGUGCCGAACCACCACCCUCUCAUGUGCAUCAUCCACAACCUGCACCUGUGCCUCACCAUUCUCAUUCGCGGCAAUCGACUUCGACUGCCUAUCCCCAUUCUCAGCCUGCACCGCCGCCUGCCCAUCAUCAUCAGCAGGUGCAUAAUCCUUAUCCGUCGCCAGGGCCCGGACCCCCGCCACCACCGCCGCCGCCCGCACAAGACUGGGAUGAGCGACAGUAUCAUCAGCAGCUGCAGCAGAAUCAGUCCCAGCAACGAUAUGCAGCUCCGUCCCCGCUUUCGCACUAUCCACCGUCGCAACAGCAGCAGCAGCAACAGCAGCAGCAACAGGCGCCGCCUCCACCACAGGCUCAAUAUAUGAUGCAGGAUCAGCGUUUAAGAACCAGAACAAGCUCUCAGUCUCGGUCUUCGCUGCAUGGAGCAACGACGCCGGUGUCUAAUCUCUAUGUCCCCCCUCAGCCAGCGCAUUCGUUAUCGCAGCCACCGCAGGGUCCCCCCGCGAGCUCGUCGAGUUUAUCCGGGGCUCAAGCACAUUCGUAUCCGCCGCCAUAUACACAUGCUUCGCAUCCGCCGACACCGCCGACACAACAGCAGCAAACGCACUCGUCCUCGCCCCUGCUGCUCUAUCCCCAUCAAUCACAUUCCCAAUCGCUUUCGCAUCCGCCCCCAGCGCCGCCGCCCUCCGCGUCGCCGCCGUCGUCGUUCUCUGAAACGCAUGGGCCUCCUCAAUACUCACAUUCAUCGUCGCUGUCAGGCUACGCGUCCCAACGGCACUCGCGGCCGACAGAGCAACGGCCGGCACCGUCGCAGAGGUCCAGCUCGGUAACUUCCGCGCCGGCUGUUUCGCCCGUCGCGUUGACACACCAUCGGCAACCGUCGGGGCCUCGACAGCCGCAGCCGCAACCGCAGCCACAGCCACAUCAAGUGCACCAUCAUCGGCCAUCGCAGCCCACCCCGCCGGCGCCGCCACCUGUGGAUGUCGCGCAAUCGCAGCAGAAUUUUGCCUCUGUUUCUCCUGUGAUGUCCAACAGGCCGCCUCGCCGACCGACACCCGUUACUGCUCCCCACGUGCUAACCCCAGCUAGUGCUCGGACGCCGACUUCUGCGACGUUCGAAUCAUAUCGGAGCAAUCCUCCGCCACAGACGACGGCUGGAAUGGGAUCAAUAGCUCCGAGGGAUCUCUACGUAAAUGCCAGCAUGGCCGAGAAGCAACAUGCCGCGCAUUCGAGAGGCUUGUCACAUUUGCAGCACCCGCCGCCGCCUUCACUGCCGCCGCUCGUAACUCAGCCGUCUCCCGUGCAGCUCGCGCCGCCGAUCCAGCAUCCACCGCCGCCGCCACCUCCGCUUGCUCAGCCCAUCCCAUCGCCACAAGAAGCGCCACCGCCGCCCAAUCCCAAGGCCAGUUUCAUGAAUGGGAUUGUCGAGCAUUGCACAGUUUUGUACCAGUUUGCGAGCCACUGGGCGCAGGCACAGGCGCAAGAUCCAAACGUCCAGCCGUCUCAGCAAGAGGUCGCUGCCAUGGCUGGGCGCGCGGCCGAAGUUGUCCGCUUGCUCGAGGAAGUCCGGAAGCUGACUGCUGAAUCUGCCGCUGCAGAUUCGAUGAGGGGCCGCGCGACCCCGAUGGACGUCGACUCUGCGGGUCCGAAUGACCACGGAAGAGGCCCGAAGCGGACUUGGGCGGAGAUGCAGGGCGCGGAGGAUGGCGAGGAUGAGCUAGAGGAGGAUUCCGAGCCUCAGCCAUAUCCCACGCCGACAGAAUCGAAAACAUCUCCUCCGGUGCAGUCGGGCAACAGCGUGUUUGAUUCCAACCCGCACAACGAAUCGCCCGAGGCGCAGACCACCGCGGAGUACGACAUGGAGCUGAUCCGCGUGAAACGGGCUGCUACGGGUGGGACGGUGGGUCCCAUGGGCCCCACAGCCAAGAACAAAUAUCGGAAACGCAGUAGGGCCACACCUCCUGGUAAAUGUCAUUCGUGUCAAAUCCAGGAGACUCCGGAAUGGAGGAGAGGCCCUGACGGUGCCCGAACGUUGUGUAAUGCGUGCGGUUUGCAUUACGCCAAAAUGUUGCGGAAGCGGGAAAAAGAGCACCAGGCGGCUGGGAACAACGGGGAAGUGCCCAAGAUUGACAUGGAGGCCUUGCGAGCAUCGGCCAAAGCCGACUUGGCAGAGAAGAGUGCCCGGAAAAGUGCGCAGCAGUCGCAGACGCCUGCCGAGAAGACCCAGAUGCCGGCGCCCUCGCAUUCGCACCAUGAGGGCACAUUCCAAGUCACGUUCUCGACCAUCGGACCGGCGGAUGUGCAGGCGCAGCUGAAUGGACGGGCGAAUGGGUCUGUUAAGGCCGAGCAGGCUGGGCCACCUCCUGGGCCGGCGGCGGCGGCAGCACCGAUGAUGACGACGACGACGACAUCCUGGGCCACUGCGCGGAAUUACACGCCGGACCAACAACCGUCGUUUAUCCGUGCGAAUGCAUCCCCACGAUGAGCGGCAUCCGCUGCAGCUAUCCAUCCAUCCAUUCGUUUGCUUUCGAUAUUGCUUUCUUUCGCAGGUGCCGCCCCAUCUACUUAAUAUUGUAUCGUCCUUGCACCUUGGGUAUUAUCGCCUAUCUGGUAGGGCUGGCUGUAGGAGGAGGAUGUAUGUAUCUUUGUGUCACUGGACUAAUCCUGAUCAACCCUCGCCGAUCUGUGCCUUUUGAGAAUCGGUACCGGUAUCGCCAAUCUCAUCGGGCUCCCCACGUGUGGCUGUGCGCCAGAUAUCAGGCGAGAUUGAUCCCGCGGAAGCAAAUUCAGAUCGAUCCCGGCCAACUUGGUUUUAGUGGUGGUAGUGUUUCUAGAAGAGAUGGAGGAUGUAACAUUGAAUCCGUCUACGAUCCAUCAUUGCGCAGAACGUGCACAAUCGAGCCCGCCGAGCUGUGUGUGUGAUGAUAGUUAACUCCAUUUGGAAGUUUCCCUUUUUAGACGACAGGUGUAAUUUCCCCGAUACUGCCCGAUAACGAUUCGCUUUGCGAGGCUUCGGAGAUCGGCAGCCUAGAAAGUGAUAGCUAGUGUAAUACGACUGACGUCAGGACCAAGUGAGAAACAAGUCUUCACGGGUACGAAGCAGCUAAGAGCACAGCAUCGACGAAUGAAUACAUAUAUACAAUCUCAAUAAUACUGGUAAGGUCGACGGCCGUUGAACGAAUUCGAUAUAUGCGUCGACUGGAAGUUCGAGCGCGUCGUGUGGUCGCCGCUGAUGUUCGUGAUCGUGAUGUUCCCCCCAAGGGUAUUCCCUUCGAAGACAUUGGCCCACGUGGGAUGCGCUGUGGGUGGGACACUGCCACUGCCGGCCGCCGAGGGAGCGGGGGUCGACAUGUGCGGUGGUAUCUGGCUCUGUGUCGACUCCGAUUCCGAUUUAGCUUGGGAGGCUGACUCACAGUCGAGCUUCUGCUGCUGCACACGUAGCUCGGUGAGGACCUGCACGACGUUCUCGUGGAUAGAGAUGCUCGAUUGAAGCUGCAGGACCACCACAUCAGCGCUAUCUUGACGGAGAACAAGAUAGGACCCCGCACCCCGAACACAUCUAGCGACUGUUUGAGCCGUGCCCGGAACUGGACUAUUUGCGCGGCCUGGGACGUCACGGUGAAAACCCGUCGGAGCAUGGACCUCGAUGCGCUUUUCUCAGCAGAGGCGUUGAUCUGUCCGAGAGUCCUAUGCGACUCGUGAGAUACGAAGCUGACGGGAUACUAAUAUACUAACACUAUAAGAUCCUCCACGCGCUUGCCGAGGGCGGACGACGGCUGCACCCCCGACUUGGCCAGAUCCUCGUACACGAGGACAAUUGCAGAGACCAGAUCACACGCAUCGUUCGCCAGGGCCUUGAACGCCUCCUUAUUGUCCCUCACGCCCUGGACGGUCUUGGAUAUCGUAAGCGCCAGGCCCGCGGCUUGCUGCACGAAGGGCACGGGCGAGAGCUGCGAGGCCGCGGACAGCGUCGCGAGGAUCGUGUUCGUAAUGUCGAAAGCGGCCCCGCUGCUGUUGAUCUGCGGAACCGACUCUUCGAUGUUCGAGAAAUAGGCCAUCCCAUGCGGGACCUUGGGGACUGCCGUGGAUGGCGAGGGCACAGAAACGUUCGGGGUUGCCAUUAUGAUGAAGCGUUGCUAUAUGUUGUAAAAAUUAGGGAUGUUUUGAAUCCUUCUACGUGCAUCUCGUUUAUAUCUUGAACCAUGGGGGCGGUGGGCACUGGGGGCACACAGGGAAC
Mycena citricolor is the source of this 5131-nucleotide messenger RNA. Lineage: Eukaryota; Fungi; Basidiomycota; Agaricomycetes; Agaricales; Mycenaceae. The record is from the annotation of a GenBank genome assembly.